Molecule: messenger RNA, 6396 nt
Organism: Mercenaria mercenaria
Lineage: Eukaryota; Metazoa; Mollusca; Bivalvia; Venerida; Veneridae
Product: ras-specific guanine nucleotide-releasing factor 1-like
Exons: 30
Coding region: 221-4657 (1478 amino acids)
Biological process (GO): Ras protein signal transduction; positive regulation of GTPase activity
Cellular component (GO): plasma membrane
Molecular function (GO): guanyl-nucleotide exchange factor activity; protein binding
Source: RefSeq, a predicted model, not a curated record
AAACAAAAAGCGUCCGAUUUGCACGACCUUUGAUGAUAAUGAUGCAAGAUAUCCAAACUACAUGGUAUAUGGCAGUCAUUGUUUUAAUGUACAACUGGAAUAAUGGACAAUCUUUACAAUAAAUAUUUAUAAAAAACGUUUUGCUUGUUCGAAAAAUGGACAUUGACAAAUAUAUCUCCGAAACACAAAAAGUAAACAAAACAUCACAUUUGGAGCCAUCAUGCAAAAGAACAUAAGAUUCAACGAAAGUCAGUUAAUAUACCUUGUCAGUAAGGCUAGGAGAGAAAACUCAAAUGCAGGCUUUUUGUACAAGAAGAGUUCAGACACGGGCAAGUGGCAGCAGAGAUAUUUUUUACUCUACCAAAAUUUGAUGUUUUAUUUUGAGAAUGAAACUUCUUCAAGACCUCUUGGAGUUAUUUUGUUGGAAGGAAGCUAUUGUGAAAGAGUCAUCACCCCUCUUAAAGGAAAGGAGUCAGAAAAACAGAUGACAUGGAAUAAUUACAAAGUCGAGUAUAUAUUCACCAUUACAUACAAAUCUGAAGGACAGAGGAAUUAUGAACUGCGGACAGACACGGAAUCUGAAUGCAAUGCCUGGAUUGAUGCAAUACGUAGGGCAAGCUACAGUAAGGUGCUGGAACAGAAAGAAGAGUUGGAACAGAAACAUCUACAUGUUAUACAGAUUUUGGAAAGUGAGAGACAAGCCAAGUGGCAUUAUGUACAACAAACGGAAGAACUGGCUACGGAAGUUAAAAAACUUAAAGCGGAGUUACAGAAGUUCAAAAAGGACAGAGUUUCCAAUCAUACAGUGGAAGAUGAAACAGAUGAAAUAAAGAAAAUAAAAAAGGUACAAAGUUUUUUCCGUGGCUGGCUGUGUCGACGAAGAUGGAAACAGAUCGUAGAGCUAUACAUACGCUCUCCACAUGCUGAAAGCAUGAGAAAACGCAAUAGUAUUGUAUUCAGUAUGGUGGAAUGUGAAGAGGAGUACAACCAACAGUUGUCUACCUUAGUAACUUGUUUUUUACGGCCACUCAGAAUGGCCGCAAGCUCAAAGAAACCUCCUAUAACACACGAAGAUGUGAACUCAAUAUUUCUAAACAGUGAGACACUGUUAUUUCUACAUCAAAUAUUCUUCAAAGGUCUCUGUGCAAGACUAGAAAAUUGGCCUACAUUAGUUUUAGGUGAUUUAUUUGACAUGCUGCUGCCUAUGUUGUGUAUAUACCAAGAAUAUGUGAGAAAUCACCACUACAGUCUUCAAGUACUUGCUGAAUACAAACAGAAACCAGAAUUUAACAACCUGCUUAAACGUUAUGAGGAGAAACCGGCAUGUGAAACAAGGACACUAGAGAUCUUCCUUACUUACCCUAUGCACCAAAUACCACGCUACAUCAUAACGUUACAUGAACUUCUUGCACAUACUCCACAUGACCAUGUUGAGAGAAAUAGUCUAGAAUAUGCCAAAAGUAAACUCGAGGAAUUAUCUAAGAUUAUGCACGAUGAAGUGAGUGAAACGGAGAACAUACGGAAAAACUUGUCAAUAGAACGUAUGAUUAUAGAGGGUUGUGAUAUACUGCUAGACGUUAACCAGACUUUUGUGAGACAGGGACCUUUACUGCAAGUUUUCCAGGAAAAGCCUCGUGGUAAUCGUGGACGACUGCCAUCUUUGACUUCAUCAUCAAAGAAAGAAGAGGUUCGUCAGGGGUACUUGUUCACAAAUCAUCUUCUGCUCACCACACGUGCAAAGGAAAAUGGAAGACUUCACCUUGCAAAGAACUGUGGAAAAAUUCCUUUGGCUGACUGCACAAUAAUUGAAGACCCAAGUUCAGAUAUCUUUUACUUUGAUGAAGACACAACAUCGUUGGAUUCUGUUUCAAGUGCAGCAAGUUCAUCUUCACAGAGUACUUUAUUACCGCUACAAACUGGUGAGAAACAAGUGGACUACAAUGGUCUUGACUUCCGACUAAUUGUUGAUUCUAAGAGUGGUCCACAGAUCACAAUAAUACUUGUAGCAUCUACACACAUAGAGAAAGCAGCUUGGUGUAGUGACAUCGGUCAGUGUAUAGAGAAUCUACAUUACAGUGACCUGUUAAAUAGCUCCAUGAGUGAGUCAUCUUCUGUUACCAUGCCGCAGUCAGUGAGGUCAGAUCCUAAAUUGUUCCGAGAUGAUGUGGAUAUCAAAUUCAGCCGAACUCUCAAUUCCUGCAAAGUUCCACAGAUUCGGCAUGGCAGUGUUGAACGGUUGCUUGAGAGGCUGACAGAUUUACGAUUUCUCAGUAUCGACUUCCUCAAUACGUUCCUGCUCACAUAUCGUGUGUUCACCACGGGUCAGAAGGUGUUAGAGGCACUGAAGAAAGUCUACAGAAGUCCAGAGGGAAUCGGCUCGAGUAGCCUUGAUUCGGACAUACUGCAAAAUGCCGAAGCCCCUUCAGACAAAACUGUCCUGAACGCUGAAAUGUUAGGAAGUGCAUUGCAACAGUUUACGAAGGACCCGCCCACAGAGGAUAAUAAAAAUGUUAUCAAGCCGCGUGUUGAGAAAUUAGAUCGUGUACGCAGAAUAAGCACAGGUUGUAUGAAGGUUGAAGUGUCAUGUAGUGACUCUGGUGCCAGUACGUCCACAGACUCUGAACAACGAAUAAGCACAACUAAACAUGUCGACUUUAUGAAAACUUUAAAACGAGAAGACUCUAUGGACAGCGAUGAUAGCCCCAGUGAACUUGACAGUUUCCUAGAACCCCCUAAACAGGCCCCAAUAGCAACGUGUGAGACACUUUGUGACUCUGAAAUUCCAGAAAUACCUGCAAUAAAAAUGGAUCCUUCUCUGUCAGAAGUUGUCAUGCUUCCGUCAGAUUUUGGUGAAUCUUCAACAGAUGACUUUUAUUUGUUGAACAACAAAUACCUGAUGCCGGAUGUGUGUACUGGAUUAUCUUUAAGUGUAUCAGAAUCUCUCGAUUCACGCGUGUAUGGAUUACAUUCGGUUCCAAGUUCAGAAACUUUAACACCCGGAACUCCACGACCUAGUCCCGCAACCAGCCCGCUUGGCAGUCCGCGACGCUCACUACCACAACCCUUGACUCCAAAAAGUGGCGAAACCAGUCCACGAAGGCCUUCAACACCUAUUAAGAUGCCGGAAAGAUAUUCAACGGACUUGUUCUCAUCGGCAACUUCAACAGCGUCUCCACUUCGACUAGGCAAGCCAAAGAAAUCAUCAUCACCAGUGAGAAUACCAUCUCCCAUAAUACGAUCUACCUCACCUAAACAUACAGCUAGGUCACCUAGUGCAAGUCCUAAAUUGCGCCGUGCUCCAUCACCAAUCAGUUACAGUUACUCAUCGCCUAACAUUGUUGCACCACAAAUCAAAGUUAAACACUUUAGCUCUGAGGACACAUCUGCCUCUAUAACACCAAGGAGUAGUUUUGCCACACAUACCGAUGGUUCUCCUCCACAAGCACGUGCAGGCGCUGUAGUCACAUCAUCUAGAGCAUCCAAACGAAGGUCAAGUUCUUCAGCAGCAACAGCAGCAUUUGCUGCAGCAACUGCGGGUUCAGGCGUUUACUCACCCGAUCAGUCCUCUGCCAGGGUGCAAAGGUUUCUCAGUGCUGGCACUGGUGCUACAGAUACCCGACUGUUAAAGAAACGAGAGUCAGUGAUAAGUACUGCAGCAACAAUGAGAGUUCUCAACAUAAUCAAACACUGGGUCUCCAAACAUUCCCAGGAUUUUGAGUGUGACAAUGAGCUUAAGGCAUCUGUGAUAGAUUUUCUCGAGGAGAUGGUCUGUAAUACAAAUUUGCUGCCAGCAGAACAUAAGGCGGCAGCGUCCAUACUUCGGACACUCACCAAGGAAACAACGGAACCAAAAAUAGAUCUCACAAAGCUUCUUGCUCACCCAGAGGUUCCUUCUAAGGAUACAUUUGAUAGUUUAUCUGCACUAGACAUAUCUGAACAGUUGACAUUCCUUGAUCAUCAAAUAUUCACAUCCAUCAGAAGCGAAGAGUUGUUAGGACAAGCCUGGAUGAAGCCUGACAAAGCUAAUAAAGCUCCUCAUGUACUUCUUGUCAGCAAGCGGUUCAAUGAGGUAAGUAGACUGGUUGUGACAGAGAUAGUAAGUAGAACCAGUCUACAGGAGCGUGUGGCGUGUAUAGAGAAGUGGGCAGCUAUAGCAGAUAUAUGUCGAUGUAUGCACAACUAUAAUGGAGUCCUGCAGAUCUGUGCAGCAUUUGUCAACAGCUCUGUUUACAGGCUGAAGAAAACCUGGGAAAAACUAUCUAAACAGACUAAGCAGAUGAUUGAACGUUUACAGACGCUGGUAUCAUCAGACGGUCGAUUUAAAAACAUGAGGGAUGCAUUACAUAGAUGUGACCCUCCUUGUAUACCAUAUUUGGGAAUGUAUCUCACUGACCUGUCUUUCAUUGAGGAAGGUACACCUGAUAUGACAGAGGAUAAUCUAGUUAACUUCUCAAAAAUGAGAAUGAUUGCCCAUGUGAUCCGAGAGAUUCGACUGUUUCAGCAGACGCCAUAUCGAAUAGAGCAUCAUCCUCGUGUUACAAAUUAUUUACUUGAUACAACACGGCUGUAUGACGAUGAACAGACUUAUAAAGCAUCUUUAGAUAUAGAACCAAAGAUGUCACGUCUUUCCAUGGUACCGCAGGCUGGUUCUUCAUGAUACACUGACUGGUACCCAGUUUACUUCUGGUAUGCUUUGUGAGACCGGAAUCCAGCAAUGUGAUAAUAAGAACUGUUAUUGAAAAGAUUACAUUGUGUAUUAGACGAAAACAGUUUUGAGGGAUUUGCACAAAAAUAAUGCUACCUUUUGUUGGUUUAGGGAUUGCUGCAUUUGUAAAGUCAGGAGUUGAACGGGGUUGCAGGAUGAAUACAUGUAUGUCCUUAUUGACUGAGUUAGACCAAAGAAAUUAUAAUCAGAAUUGUGACUGGUUGAUUUUAUGUAAAAUAAUGUAUCACUCUGAUCAAGUUAUGAAACGCAUAAAUGCUUAUAAAGCAAAGUGCAAAAAAAAACGUCAUCUUCAAUAAAUGAUAUCUCAUUAGGUUAUCACGAGGUUUAGGGAGAUUUAGCGCUAUUAUACAAUAAUUUCAGAUCUGUUUUAUUUUUGGGAUCAAUGGUACGACUAAUUAGACCUAAGUUUUUAAGUUGAAGUUCUCAUAUUGUGCAGUACAACAUGCUUUUCCAAAAAGUAUAAAACAGGUUCUGUUAAUACUGAAAUUAUCAUACCUAUAUAUAUGAUGAAAGUUAGUAAUGGAAUUCUAGCUCUGUUGGCAACAUGAGGAGGAUUGAAUGCAAAAUUGUCAUAUUUCUUUCUAUUUAAUAUGAAUUUUAAUAAUUUUGCGUUCAAGCCUGCUUUUUAGCUCAUCUGAUUUUUUGAAAAAAAAUGAUGAGUUAUUGUCAUCACUUGAGCGGUUGUCGGCGUCGGCGUCGGCGUCGGCGUCUGCGUCGGCGUUGCCUGGUUAAGUUUUAUGUUUAGGUCAGCUUUUCUCCUAAACUAUCAAAGCUAUUGCUUUGAAACUUGGAAUACUUGUUCACCAUCAUAAGCUGACCCUGUAUAGCAAGAAACAUAACUCCAUCUUGCUUUUUGCAAGAUUUAUGGCCCCUUUUGUACUUAGAAAAUAUCAGAUUUCUUGGUUAAGUUUUAUGUUUAGGUCAGCUUUUCUCCUAAACUAUCAAAGCUUUUGCUUUUAAACUUGGAAUACUUGUUCACCAUCAUAAGCAGACCCUGUUCAUCAAGAAACAUAACUCCAUCUUGCUUUUUGCAAGAAUUAUUGCCCCUUUUGGACUUAGAAAAUCAGUUUUCUUGGUUAAGUUUUAUGUUUAGGUCAGCUUUUAUCCUAAACUAUCAAAGCUAUUCCUUUAAAACUUGCAACACUUGUUCACCAUCAUAAGCUGACCCUGUACAGCAAGAAACAUAACUCCAUCCUGCUUUUUGCAAGAUUUAUGGCCCCUUUUGGACUUAGAAAAUAUCAGAUUUCUUGGUUAAGUUUUAUGUUUAGGUCAACUUUUUCUCUUAAACUAUCAAAGCUAAUGCUUUAAAACUUGCAACUCUUGUUCACCAUCAUAAGCUGACCCUGUACAGCAAGCAACAUAACUCCAUCCUGCUUUUUGCAAUAAUUAUUGCCCCUUUUGGACUUAGAAAAAUCAUUUUCUUGGUUGAAUAUUAUGUUUAAGUCAACUUUUCUCAUAAACUAUCAAAGCUAUUGCUUUAAAACUUGCAACAGUUUUUCACCAUCAUAAGUGGACACUGUACAUCAAGAAACAUAACUCUAUCCUGCUUUUUGCAAGAGUUAUGGCCCUUUUUAGACUUAGAAAAUCAUGGGUAGGACAAUAUUUCUAUUAUACAAAAAAAAAUCAGAUGAGCGUCAGCACCCGCAAGGCGGUGCUCUUGUUAAACUGUG